UGACUUAAAAUUUUUCUUAACGGUUGAAUGUCCAUCCUCUUCUGAAAACUUUUUUCUUCGUCACACCUUCUCCUCCUUUAGCUUCCUCAUCUCAUUCCUCUUUCUUCAUUCCUCCGCUCCCCAUUUCUUCAUUCCUCAAAAGGGUUACUAUGCCAGACGGCCAUCCGCAUUCCCAUGCUAUCCAGAUGGAUGACCCUCUCGACAGCAACAGUACCGACACCGCAUCAAUCAGCACUGUAACGACUGCCGGCCAUGGCGCUGUAGUCCCCGCCCUAAUCCUUGCUAAUAUUACCAGUGCUUCCCCUACUCUGAUCGACACCAUCAGCCCCGGCUCUGCAGUCAUUUCCCCGCGAACCACCUUACCUACAACUGCGAACAAUACUCAUGGGAACACUGGCCUCUCCUCCGGAUUCGCACUCCCUACCGCCAAUCCCUUCACAGAAAGAGGCGAGCCCGUCAACCCCUUCAGUCCUGCAGGAACACCCCAGGAGACCCCGAUGGUCACCCCUCUCGGAUCACCCACACAGGAGCUGCAGAAACUCAGUCUUGGUGUUGAACGAUACGCACGAGCAAUUGAGGAUCCUGGCCCCAUGGGUUCCUUCUCAGGGACGGUGCCCUUGCCCUCGCUCUCGCAAGCAGAUCAUUAUGCAUCAAGGAGGAGACCCUCUCGUAUUCUGCUGGAUGCGAUCGUUUCGUCCUCACCGUCCACAGGCAAAGCGGCCGAAUGUUCGGGCGUCAAUAAUUCGUCACAAGAGGGCGGAUCUGUAGAGUCACCCACGGGCAAGAGCAGCAAAGGGCUAAACCUUAACACCAUCAAAAGAGCUCUCUCUGGAAGGCGUCGUAUGCAGGACGCAACUAUGGUUGAUCUGGAGACCAACCAUACGGGUGACAGCAGUAACACAAGCAACAACAGGGAUGGAAGGAAGAACAGCGUCAUGAUUAACGAUCUCGGAAACCCCUUUAGUAGUCCGAUGCUCUCUGCCAAUAGUGAUGCUCAGGUCGCUCUGUUGAAUAGUCUGUCGUUCUCACCUCAACCACUGCUGUUGCCGUCAACGCUCUCGAAUCAUCCGCUGCAGGAGGCCGCGAACGAGAGUCGACCGAAUGAAAACGACGAGAUCAGGAGACGAUUGGAACAGAGUAAUAGUCAGGUUACUGCCACGGCCACCGUCGAUAGAUCAUCGCCCGAUAUGCAAGCGGACUCUACGGCUGCCACAGGAAUGCGCCACAGAAAGCCCAAGGGGGGCAUUCUUAGUCAACUGCUGAAACUGCAGAGGAACGAGGCUGCAGCGGCGGCGGCGGCGUCUGGAUCUUCGGGUGCCAGGAAACCACAUGGGAGCCCACAGCAUCCUCAGAACAACUCGUUCACAGAUCUCAAUUCGCCCUCGGCCACGACCACACGCCUAGACUCGUCAAAUGCCUCGACCACAACCACACGUCUUCCCACACAACCGCCGACGUCGAUCAACAAUGCCUCCUCACCCUUCAACAGACCUGACCCACAUGAACACAUCGAAGAGAUGGAGGCCAUCAGCGCGGCGGCCACGGCGGCGGCCACGGCGGCGACACUCUCGACCAGUUUGGGAAUCCAGCGGGAUAUCGCUGAAAUCCUGACGCGGCAGUCGUUCCUGAUCAUGAUUGCCAAGGCUCUGAUUCUCUACGGAGCACCGUCGCAUAGGAUUGAGGAGACCUGCGCGUUGUUGGCAAGAAAAAUGGAUGUGGACGCUUCAUUCGCGUUGCUGCCUGGGUUAAUGACCAUCUCGUUCAGCGAUCCCGAGACACAUACCAGUGAUACAAGGCAUCUGCGGUGCACGCAGGGCAUGGAUAUGUACAAGCUCUCGAAGGUCUACACAAUCGCAUGGGGUGUCCUGCAUGGCGAAGGUAUCGAGGAGGCAAACAAGAAACUCGAGAAAGUCACUAUUGAACCUGGAUAUUAUCCCGUCUGGGUCACGGUCAUGUCCUGGAUGUUCGCUGCGGCGUUCGUGGCGCCCUUGGCGUUCAACGGCAGUUGGCUCGACACAGUGUUGGCGGGAUUCUGUGUCGUCGCGGCCAAGUUCCCGGUGUAUGGAAAUGUGUUUGAGGUGACCUCGAGCAUUUUGGUCGGGUUCAUUGCGAAGGCGUUUGGAGACCGAGUGUGCUUCUCGGCCGUAGCACUCGCGGGUGUGGUGGUGUUGUUACCAGGGUUGUUGUUGACGCAGUCGAUUAUGGAAUUGGCAUCGAGGAAUAUCGUGUCGGGCGCGGUGAGGAUGUUCUAUGCGCUGAUGUAUGCCUUCUUCCUCGGCUUCGGACUCUCCCUCGGCGCUGAGAUCUGGGACUCUAUUGGUGGGGAAUCGACGGCCCCUGCGUCGGCAUGCGAGAAGGGCGUGAACCAUUGGUGGCUCUUUUUGAUCUUCCCUGCGGUGUCGACUUCGAUCAACAUUGUCUUCAACGCGCAUCCAAGCCAGUGGCUCGGUAUGACCGUAGUCACCGCCGUCGGCUUCACGGUCUCGUACUUUAUGACGGCCGGUCCACAGGUUACGCCCGCGGUUGCGGCGUUUGCGGUCGGCGUUGCAGGGCAGGCCUACGGUCGGAUAACGGGCAAGCUAAGCUAUGUGCCUCUGCUGAGCGGAGUUCUUUUGCUGGUUCCAGGAAGUGUCGGCGUGAGAGGAGUGCUGGCCAUCAUUGGAAGUGACCCGGGUCAGGGCUUUCAGUUUGCGCUGCGGAUGGUCAAUAUCUCUGUGAGCAUCACGCUCGGCGUGUUCUGUUCUGCAUUGGUCUGGUACCCAUUCUGGCGCAAGAGUACAUUUAUGAACUUUUAAUGUGUCUAAUUCGACCUCUCUAUAAUGGCCAUCUGAUUUCGCUAUCUUUGGCAGGCGGCCAUGCAUUUUCAACCAAUUAUUCUUAGACAUAUACCCUCUCUCCCCUCCUCCUAUUUUCGCAAUAAUCUUGUAGAAUAUAUCCUUAGCUGGU
Messenger RNA from Gamsiella multidivaricata, 2946 nucleotides. RefSeq lists its product as uncharacterized. NCBI's taxonomy places the organism in Eukaryota, Fungi, Mortierellomycota, Mortierellomycetes, Mortierellales, Mortierellaceae. The transcript has 6 exons. Gene Ontology annotation, molecular function: transmembrane transporter activity. The record is from RefSeq and is a predicted model, not a curated record. Bases 150 to 2795 code for a protein of 881 amino acids. Gene Ontology annotation, biological process: transmembrane transport.